Messenger RNA from Stylonychia lemnae, 2997 nucleotides. NCBI's taxonomy places the organism in Eukaryota, Ciliophora, Spirotrichea, Sporadotrichida, Oxytrichidae. The record is from the annotation of a GenBank genome assembly.
AUGGAGGAAUCAAGAAAUUCACAUGGUUUUGCGAAUACAGUAUUAUAUUUUUUACCUCAAACUCAUUUUAAUCUCAUACAGGCUGGUUUAAUAAACUCUUUGGGUUCUAACGGGGAAGAAGAUGGAGAUAAAUUGUCACCAAGAAGUCUUGAGCAUCUCAAUAACAUCAAGAGCGGAAUAUCAUAACUUGUCGAUGAUUUCUCAUCGCCUUAACAAGAUGAUAAAUAGAUUCAAGAGCAAAUGCAGAAUAUUAAUAUUGGAGGCAGACUUCAAUAUAAUAUGUCAGGUGAUCCGAAUUUCAAUAAAGACCAAAUAAAUUAAUCAGCAUAUUAAAUUUCAGGAGGAGAUAUCUCGGGAGGAACGCCGUUCUUUCCCUCUUAUAACCUUGAGAAUCAAGAAAAGUUAUAAGGAAUGGUAUUAGGAGUAGGAGAUUUCCAGAAUCCUGUGAAUUUUAACAGAAAUAAUUUGUCUAGACAUUCAUCAGAUGGAGAUGGACUAAUGAACUCGAACAAGGCAAAAUUAGAUUACUCGUAAAUUGCAGUAUUCGAGGGUCCUCUGUCUGGUAACAAGCAUGACGAAAAUUACUCAAGCAAGUCCUGGAUCGAUUCUAGCUCAGAUUACUAGGAAUAGAUUGAGAAAUAUGGAUAUAUCUUUUAGAGUCCAGAUCUCAAUGCUUAGAGAAAUAUAAUAAACAUGAAGCAUCAAUAAUAGUAGCAUCAACUCUAAUUGAAUUAACAAUAAUUUUAAGGAAUGAACUAUUACCACAAUGGAAUUCAGUAGAAUUGGGAAGGCUAUCAUCAAAAUAAUGUCAAGCCAAACCAUAAUUUCUAAAACAGAGCAAACUCUUUUGAUAAACUUGCUUAGUAAAAUCAGAUUCAACACCCAUUUGGAUACAGUGAAGAACUAGAAACACAUUCAGCCGCCUCAAGUGGCAAUCAAUCAGCAUUUUCUGAAGGAGAUAUUUACAAUUAGAACCAAGUGAAUCCCCAGUAUUAUGCACAAUACUAAGGCUAUGCAGGUUAAACUGGAGCUCAGAGUAAUUAAGCUUAAUAUGGCUUCACACCUAAUAUACAGUUUACAAAUUCUAAUCAAAAAUAUCAUCCUAAUGGAAAUCCAGGCUUUACUAUCCCAUUUUAGCCUGAUGGAAGUUAUUUCUAAAAUCAUGAAUUAAAUGAUGAUCUCACUCCAAAUGGAGGCCAUAUAAAUGGUGGAGACAUUUAAAUUACAGAUUUAGACGUUAACUUAUAGAAAUUCUAAAUAGGAGUAUCUCCAAGAAGAAAUAGUAACGAAUUCAUUCCUACAAAAAAACUAUUAGCAAGUGGACCAAACAAUAAUUUGAACUAUGAUUAACUUGAAAAAAGCAAUUCAUAAAUGCAUAAUCAAUACAAAACUCCCUCACCAUAUAGGAACAAUGACCCUGCAAACCAAUAUGCUCAACAAGCAUUCAUGAUGAAUCAAAAUAUGAAUUAGCAAAAAAAUAUUAGAAUUGGUGCCCCUCAAUUAUCAGAUCCCUUUUAUCCCUCAUAUGGUUUCUAAAACCAAAGAAUGUCAAACCCUUAAGGUGUAUAUCCUGGUAAACCAAUAUACCCUACUCAAAGAACCUCGAAUAUUGACUAAUACACUGGAAACUAGCAUAUUGGAAUGAAUGCACCUCCCAUGACCAGAAAUCUCAUGACACCAAAUUAUCAUCCUCCUUUAAGAAAUCAAUAUGGGAAUAAAACAGCAGGUUCAUAAGAAAGAGAUCCUUCCUAUCAGCCACCAAAUUUCGUUCCAAACUAGCACAACAUAUAGCCAAAAACUGUUGUUAAUACUCCCACUCAUAAUAAUAGCCUUGAUCAUGCCAAAUCAGUCUCCUCUUAGAAUAGCAACAAUUCAUAACAAUUCAGUGCAGCUGUAAAUGAUCAAAAUGAGGCAUUCUUGUUUUAACUUACUAAGUAGUAUGAUGAAUGCCAAAAUCCAUAGUAAAAACUAGAUAUUAUUAAAGGCAACGUUCAUAAAUUAGCGUUGACUUAAAAAGGAAGUAGAUUCCUCCAAAAGCAAGUUACUAAAGCAAACUCCAGUAUUGUAGCAUUUUUCUUAGAUGAAAUCAGCCCACAUCUAUGUGAGCUCAUGAUAGAUAACUAUGGUAACUACUUUUGCUAAUCCUUACUCUCAUCUUGCUCUGGGGAUCAGCGGUUAUCAAUUUUGAGAAGCAUAUCUCCUAAAUUUAUUGAGAUUUGCUGUGACAGAAAAGGUACUCACACUAUAUAAACGAUGUUUGAACUUGUAAACCUACCAGAGGAGGAAGACUUCAUAAGAGAUGCCUUAAUGGGAAAUGUUAUUAAACUCUCAAAGGACGCUCAAGGUACUCAUGUAAUCCAGAAAGUCAUGGCUAGUUUUCCAGAGGCUAAAAGAGCAUUCAUUUUUGAAGAAGUUUUCGAUCAAUUCAUAGACUUAGCAAAAUAUACCAAGCACAGUGAUUAGGCAGAGGUACUCAUGAAGAAGAUCCAAGAAAAUGCAAUAGAUCUUGUAUAAGAUCCAUUUGGCAAUUACGCUAAAUGGGAUCCAGAGGUAUGCAGACCUAUAUAUGAUACUCUAAGACAGAGAAUCAGCUAGCUCAGCAGCCAAAAGUUCUCAUCCAAUGUGAUAGAGAAAUGCCUUGAAAAAGCUGAUGAUUUCAUGAGAAAUCAAUAUGGCAACUAUGUUAUCCAAAAAGCUCUGAAACUGGCUCAAGGGGGAGACAAGGAAACCCUAAUUGGCUAAAUACAAAAAUGCAUCCCAGAAAUCACUGAUAAAAAAAUCAGAGAGAAGUGGGAGAAAAUAAUUUAUGAUGCCUAAAAUGGAACUAAUACUGCUAACCAGUCUAAUGUCAAUGACAAUACUAGCACUGGUAGCUACCAUUAAGACCAUGAGGGAGGCAGUAACCUCAAUGCCAAUGCGAGCAAUGGAAACAACAGCCACAGACAAGUGACUGUGGGAAACAGGAGAGCUAAUAGCAGCGACAAUGCUGCUAAUUGA